Meira miltonrushii is the source of this 786-nucleotide messenger RNA. RefSeq lists its product as uncharacterized. The record is from RefSeq and is a predicted model, not a curated record. The transcript has a single exon. NCBI's taxonomy places the organism in Eukaryota, Fungi, Basidiomycota, Exobasidiomycetes, Exobasidiales, Brachybasidiaceae. The coding region runs from base 121 to 747 and encodes 208 amino acids.
CGCUACGGAGUGACAGAAUACGCAGUUUUAUUAUCAAAUCCUUUUAGAGAACGUCUUUUCCCACUUCGCAAUCUUAUCCAAAGACAACAGUAAUUUCAACCGUACAUUGUGAUUCACAACAUGUGGAAAUCAAACCAAAUACUUUUCAUCAUCGUCAUUUGUUUCCUUCUUAUGCAUAGCUUGCUUUCUCAAGCUAACUAUCAAAGACAUUUUAUUAAACGUGCAGGCGAAUUACAGCGCUCCGGGUCUUCUUCCAGUUUGGAUCAACCUAUAAACUCAGUGAAUGCGAUUCCUAAUCAUGUGAUUGAUAAAAACCAAGUCCAACGUCAUAGACCUGCAUUUGGAACAUCUUCUUGGCCACCUGAACUACCUCGUUCAUUUCAUAAUAAGCCAUUUCAUUUACCAAAAGUAAAGUAUGAAGACCAUAAUUCUGCGACUCCUCCUAAAUCAACGCGAAGCAAGAGUGAAUUAGGCCAAUCAAGUGAAGGAUGGAAGCCCAAACAGCAUUCCCAAAAGCAAAGUCAAAUGAAUCAAUAUGAGCAAAGUAAAGAAUUUCAUUCUGCUGCACAAACAAUGAUGCAAGAUAAUCGAUGGGAAAGGGCUGGAAAACUUGCUCUUAUUGCGGCAGGGUAUGGAGCACUUAAGGCGUACGAUAAAUGUAAGGCUAUAGCUAGCCAUGUUCAUAAUCAAUGUAACGCUGCUUACGGUCAUGUUCGUCAAAGGUUCUCAAGGGGCGCAAGGGAUUAGUAAUCUGAUCAAAUGAUCACAGUAUUGUAAUUUAUGAAG